Molecule: messenger RNA, 2242 nt
Organism: Musa acuminata AAA Group (dessert banana)
Lineage: Eukaryota; Viridiplantae; Streptophyta; Magnoliopsida; Zingiberales; Musaceae
Source: RefSeq, a predicted model, not a curated record
UCUCUCUCUCUCUCUCUCUCUCUCUCUUCUCUUUUAUUGUGGUUGGUGAGAUACAGCAGUGACAGGCAAGAUCUCGUUCUUACCUCUCUCUCUCUCUCUCUCUCUCUCUCUCUCAUUCUAUCGGGUACACUGUUGAUUGGGGUGAUCAAUAGCGGCUGGAGGACACCUUUGGGCUCGGUUUUGGUCGGCGGCGGCUCAUAAUCCACGAACUCUGUCCUUUGGAUCCCUGAGAAUUACAUUGGAGCAUUAUGAGGAGUGUCCAUAUGGUUGCACCUAACUCCACCAUUAUGGGCUUGUUGGAUAUAAAAGUGUUCCUGUUAUUAUGCCUGUAACUGGAGUUGCUCUCAAGUAUUUCCAAAUAAAGACCAACAGCAGUUUAGGUUUCAUCUGAUCUAGCAAGAUUUAACGAACCUACAAGCAAAGCUCCAUGGGAUCUAGAUUCCCAUCACAUCAACUCAGCAAUGGUCUGUACGUGUCAGGCCGCCCUGAGCAACCAAAGAAGAAGCCUCCAUCUAUGAGCUCUGUAGCCAUGCCAUACACUGGUGGAGAUGUUAAGAAAUCUGGAGAACUGGGGAAGAUGUUUGACAUACCAACGGAUAAAUCUAGGUCAAGAAAGUCUGGUCCUAUAACAAGCACUCCUGCAAAGACCGAAACGUUUGGACGUGCUGCUUCUUUUUCAGGACCUAUAGUUCCCAACUCAGGCAAUCGGUCAAACCAUUCAUCUGGUCCAGUUUCAUCGACAGGAGUUACAGGGACUGGAAGCUCAAAUAGACUAAAAUCCAAUUCAGGACCUCUUAACAAACAAAAUGAUUCUAUGAAGAAGUCAUCUGGUCAGCAAUCUGGAGGGGCUAACUUGAUGGCAGGCCAAAGUUCUGGUCCUCUUCCUCUCCGUGCGACAGGACUUAUAACAUCUGGUCCUGUUUCUUCGGGUCCUCUAAAUUCAUCUGGAACCCCCCGAAAAGUGCCUGGCCCAUUGGAUUUCGCUGGUUCAGCUAAGAUACAUAUCCCUUCGACUGUACACAAACAGGCUGUCACUACUAUCAUUCGGGAAGACAAAUCUUCUUCUAAGAGUAACAUCUCCAAACCAUUAUUGUGGGCUGUGAUUUUUCUGUUUGUGUUAAGAUUUGUUGCUGUUGGAUUUAUUCUUGGAGCUGUUCAUAAUGUCAUUCUUCUGAUUAUUUGUACUCUUUUUGGUGUUGUAGUUGCACUUUUCAUUUGGAAUGCUUGCUGGGGAAGAAGAGCUAUGAUACGGCUCAUUGCACACUAUCCUGAUGCUGAGCUAAGAACUGCAAAAGAUGGUCAAUAUGUUAAGGUGUCUGGGAUCGUUACCUGUGGAAAUGUUCCCCUUGAAUCAUCUUUUGAGAAGAUACCCAGAUGUGUGUACACAUCUACAAGUCUAUAUGAAUACAGGGGUUGGAAAUCUAAGCCUGCAAAUCCACAGCAUCGCCAUUUUACAUGGGGUCUUAGAUCAAUGGAGAGGCAUGUGGUUGACUUCUACAUUUCAGAUUUUCAAUCUGGGUUAAGAGCAUUGGUAAAGACUGGUUAUGGUGCAAAGGUGACCUCAUAUGUUGAUGAGUCCAUUGUGUUCAAUGUCAACCCAAGCAAGAAAGACCUAUCUCCUGAAUUCCUUGGGUGGUUGGCUCAGAGGAACCUUUCAAGCGACGAUCGUAUUAUGCGUGUGAAAGAAGGGUAUAUCAAGGAAGGCAGUACUGUAAGUGUGAUGGGAGUUGUCCGAAGGAAUGAGAAUGUAAUUAUGAUCAUUCCUCCAUCUGAGCCAGUUUCAACAGGUUGCCAAUGGACCAAUUGCUUUCUCCCAGUGAGUCUUAAUGGGAUUGUGUUAAGGUGUGAAGACACUUCAAAGCUUGAUGUCGUACCUGUUUAAGAGAUGCAGUAAUUGGCCAACAGGAUUGCUCAAUGGGAUUGUGUUAGGGUGCAAAGACACUUCGAAGCUUGAUGUCGUAUCAGUUUAACAGAUGCAGAAAUUUCGCCGAUGGGAAUCAGGAGUAUGCCGGAUCCAAGAUUUGUUUAUUGGAUGGGUUUGAGGCGGAAUUGUGCUCCAUAAUUUGGGUGUACAGUUUUCUCUUUCCUUUCCUUCUCUAUUUGUAUAUGAGGCCUGGAAGCUUUUCUAAGGAUGGCCUAAUUAGUACAACAAGACUGGAACUUUUGAUGUAUUAGAGAAAGAGGCAAUUGUGGGCAUAUAAUGAAGAUUUAUUUAAAAUUUUCACUAAAUCUUUUGACUUUC